Molecule: messenger RNA, 9783 nt
Organism: Chionomys nivalis (European snow vole)
Lineage: Eukaryota; Metazoa; Chordata; Mammalia; Rodentia; Cricetidae
Gene: Scmh1
Product: Scm polycomb group protein homolog 1
Exons: 12
Coding region: 6909-8819 (636 amino acids)
Biological process (GO): regulation of DNA-templated transcription
Cellular component (GO): nucleus
Molecular function (GO): protein binding
Source: RefSeq, a predicted model, not a curated record
GGUGGGAGACAGUGUUUUCUGGUGCUUGAGUAAUCAGAACAUGAGGUAGGAGCCCUUUGACUUCUUACCUGAGGACCCUAAAAUAAAGUUGUAUGAGAGGAGUUCAAGUAAAAGUUGGUCAUUGAGUUUUAGCACCAGGCCUCCCCCAAACUUCAUUCCACAGAGCACCUUCUUUCCUCCAAGGUUAUUCUGUUACUGAGGGGAAAAGUAUUUUUUUUUUUUCUGGAGCUCUUAAUUCAGAGAGAUAGGAAAGAGAAUUGUGGUUUUUAGAUGGUUUUUGAAUGUGGAGCCUUUUCCUGUGUUCAACACCUCUGUCACAAUCUUACCUUUCUUUAAUAACACUGAACCCAGUCUUACUGGGGGACAUUUUUUGAGUCAUUCAUAGCUUCUUGCAUAGAAUUAAGUGUUCUAGACAAUGUGUGGUGAUGAUUCCAUGUCAAUGUGUAGUAAGGUUGGUAACCUAAGCAGUUCACUGUUGCUAAAUAGAGCAGGAUGCUACAGGUUCUUUAUAUCACUCCUCCUUCGGUCCUCAGUUAUUUCCUAAUCAACAUUUCACUUUAAGUUGUAUCUACUUUCUAAGUAAAAGUACAUAUUCUCUUUACUUGAAAUAUAUUGUCUUAAGUUCAUAUGUUUACCUAAAACAUUCUUAAGUCAAAUAUACUAAACAAUAGCUCUCAAAUCACCAAGAUCAGGGAACUAAACAGUGAUCUGAGAAAUAAGAAACAAAUGAGUUAAGCCUGUGUGAUUUGCAGCUUACCUCUUGGAUCCAGAUCAUGUUCCAAGGAAGGUUAACUUGAGGUUAAUUCAAGGAUAUGGAACUGAGAGUUCAGAAGCAUUUAAGUAGCUAGAACUUACAGGUCACUGUGUCAGAGAAGAUGGACAUUUAACAUAACAAAACCCAAAAGGUCUAUAGAGGAUCAUCUUUAAUUAUUUAUUUGGGAAAGUAUUGCUGUUGAGUGACAGGAAACUACUUAUGGCCAAUAAAAAUCCUUCUGAAAAUAUUAGAAGAGAAUUUGAUACUAACACAAGACUGAGCAUAGUUCCUGGAAAAUCUCUUCAUAAAUUGAGUAUUGGGAGAAUACAUUGGAAAGCCUUUUGGAUAAUGGGAAAUAGUCCAGACAUGCAUUAAAGGUAAUAAUUGAAGAGAUCAAUCAAACUGUCCCCAGGAAACUUCAUCUAGAAACAAAUCACAAGAAAAUCUAUAGAAAUGCAAAAAAUAUCUUGUACCCAGUAAUAAAAUCGGCAAUACCUAACAUCUAGUCAAAGAUUGUAGGCAUGCAAAGAGUGCAAUCAGUAGUAAGGAGAAUAAUCAAUUGGUUCAAACUGACUCAGGACCUAUGCAGCAGACAGAACAGAAGAUAUACACCUUAAACUAUUAAUUAUUUGAUAUGUUCAAAAUGUAAACAGAGAAAUGAAAGAUGUCAAGACUCUCAACUCAUGAUAUGCAAAAUUAAAAAUGCACUGGUUAAUAUUAAUGUUACAAGAAAAUAUUACUAAACUCUGGGACACAGAAACAGAAACUACCCAGAGUGAAUCAGUUCAGAUACAAGUGAAAAGAGAACAUCAAACCAUAGCUUCUGCUUGCCAGAUCAAUGUGUAAUUGGUGUUCCUGAAGAGAAGAAAGAAAGGAAUAAGUGAGGUAAUGAUGACUAAGAUAUUACCAUACAUUUUUUAGUGGCUAUGAUUUAAAAGAUGACAGACACAUUUAGUGGAGAAAAGAUAUGGAGCAAAAGGGACUCUUAUUAGCUGCUAGCAGAAAUAAACAAUGUCUUAUCCUUGGCAGAAAAACAUCGUAAUACUGAUGGAAAAAGAACUGUUAGACUAGAAUAAUAUAAUCCUAGAAAAUGUGCCUCAGUAUUAAAUUAGCAUUCUAGUCAAUUAUUUAAAAUAAUACAACAAUAUAUUACAGAAGUGAAACUCUGACUUAAAAUAGCAGUUGAAGGGGCGAGGUGAACUUAUAAAUGUCCAAAACUCACAUAUAGAAAAUUAUCAGGCCAAAAAUGCUCUAUAAAAUUAAAAAUCAUAAAAGGAGGGGCUGAGGGGAUGGCUUAGUCAAUAAAAUAUUUGUUGCUUAAGUACGAGGAUCUAACUUUGGAUCCCUAGCACCAAGGUGUAGACCAAGCACAACAACCCAUGCUAUGCCCUAAGCUCCAGGUUCAGUGAAAGACUCUGUCUCAAAACUUAAGGUGGAGAGUGUCAGACGAAGACACCUGAUACCAUCCUCUGACUUCCACAUGCAUGCAUAUAGGUAAGCACACACCCAUUCAGUACUAACGAGCAGUUGAAGACAGCUCACGCUGACCUCUGGUCAUACACAUGCACAAACAUGAAAACAAACAAAAACACACAAAAAAGGAAAAUUUCAGAAUUAUAAACUUCUGUUCCUCAAAAGAUACUUGUGAGGGCUGAAAAGGUGACUCAACAGUUAAGAGCACUAGCUGUUCUUUCAGAGGACCUGAGUUCAGUUCCAGCAUUCCAGUCAGGUAACUUAUAACCAUCUGUAACUUCAAAGGGAUCUAAAACCUCUGGACCUGCAGGCACCUGCGCUCAUGUACAUAUACCUACAUGCAGAAAUACACAUAAUUAAAAAUAAUGUCUUGAAAGGAAACCUAUUGUCUGAAUUAGAACUGCUUUAGGAUUCAGAAACUCUGUAUAUCCUAGUUCUGGGGACUGGUAGACAUUCUACUGUACAGGCUCAGUGCAUUUUGCCUUGUCAGACAUGGCUAGAUAGACUGAUUCUGAGACAAACCACCUACAUAGCUGAGCAUCAGAUGUUGACAGGGAGGAAAGUGGAGGCUACCACUUGCAAAAACGAGAUUAAUACUACCUUCUGAAACUGGAAAUGUGGCAUAUGACAUGUUUCACAUGGGUAUCAGGAUUGAAAUAGUUGUACAUGUUGUUCCUGACACUUCUCUCCCACCACUACCCACAGUAACUUGUUGCUAUAACUUAGAAAAACAAUUAAUGGGUUUCUACUACUCCCCUGCUACAGAGAUGUGCUGGAAAUAUUUGAGCAUCCCCAUGAUCCCAACUGCACUCCUGCCUCAAGGUACAAUGCCUAUCAAAGUCCAAGGAAACUAUAGCCAAUAUCAGCCACAUUCUGCCCUCCCUUCUGUUUGCACCUCUCUGAGAGGAAUUUGCCAGAUUUCAGUCAUGAUCCAUCCCCACUGUAUCCUUCUUAGGCACUGUAUCUGAAAAACUGGGGCUGGGGGAGGUCCCCAUACAUCUUCAAGUCUGAAGUAACACUCUAGGGCAGGCAUUCUCACCACAGAAGAACAACACAACGUUCCCUACAUCUCAUUGAUCAUUGCACUGAUCUCUCUGUAUUACCACACCCUCGUUUUAAGUCAGGGUAUGAGUGCCACAGACAGAGAUUCCUGUUACACCCUCUCUGUCUAGAACUGGACCCAUGCCAAUGUCAGAUCAGAGGACAAGUACCUCAGGGCCCUCAUUACUGGAACAGCAAAUGCCAGAGGGUUCAAGUAAUAAAAUGAAUAUCAUCAUUGCCUAAGGAAACAAAUCACCUUGUAGGGGUCACAAGUUUCAUUAUAGGAGUAGGCACAGAGUAUACCCACACAUACUGCUUUCUAUAUCACAUUUGCUUGAACUGCUUGAGUAUCUCCAGUCUUGUUUGUAUCACCCAGAGAGAUAGUAGUUCUCUCUGAUUCUGAUAUAAUACAGAUAUAACUGGUAUUAACGCACUAUAUCCAAACUCACUGAUCAUAAACAAAUGUGCUUCAGAGAGAUUACACUGGUGUUCAACUGGAAAUCGCAGUGGCAUUGAAUAUCAAUAAGUCAAUGAACAAGGUACAUCUUCGGAAAACGUUAAGUCUGUACCAUAAAAGUGAUAAGGCUAUCCACUGCACCAGAUAUGUAAGCUUUAAUAUAGGAACAUAAGAACUGUGAAGAACAAGGUAAUACAACAUCUACUAAAGUCCAUUCAUAACACUCUAGUAAGAUAUUCCAAAGAGAUCAAAGUAGAUGAAAUACAUGUUAGAAAAUUCAAAAGAAUUAUUUCUUAAAAUCUCAAGAAAAUCAGACAAGCAGUUUAAUGAAAUUAGUAAGGCAAUGCUGAGUGAGGAAUUUAGCAGAGAGAUGGGGAUUUCAAAAAAGAAUAAGUCAGAAACUUGAAAAUUAAAAGUUCUAUAAAUCAGUUAAAAAAAUUAAGGCCUGUGGAUUAGAGCACUUGUAUGAGGACCCGAGUACUCAAAAGUUGUGCAUGACCACCGACAUGUAAUCCCUGCAUUGUGGAUCUCUGUGGCUCGCUGGCUGCCAACCUCAGCUUCAGUAAGAGACUCUAUCUCAAAAAAAUAAGUUGGAGAAUGACAUAGCAGGACACCUUUUGGCCUCUUCUGGCUUCUGUAUGAAUGUGUACUUAGCGUGUGCACCUGCACCACAGGCAUACCUGUACAUACCCCCAAAAUGUAGAACUACAAGAAAUAGUAAUAUUGAAAGAUUGAAUCAGUGAUAAAGAGUCUCACUAAAAAGAUCCUGGGUCCACAUUGUUACAUUGCUGAAUUUGAUGCAACUUUUUUCAUUUACUUUAUCUCUUCUUUGCUUCUUCUUUUUCUUUUUUCUUUUUCUUUUUCUUUUUUUUUUUUAUUGUGUGUAUGUAUGUGCGUGUGUAUGGGGAGGAGGUAGGAAUGGUCUUAUAUAUUCCAGUCUGGUCUCAAACACCCUAUAUAGCUGGGGAUGACCUUGAACUUUUUUUUAAUAUUUAUUAUGUAUACAGUAUUUUGUCCACGUGUAUGCCUGCAGGCGAGAAGAGGGCACCAGACCUCAUUACAGAAUGUUGUGAGCCACCAUGUGGUUGCUGGGAAUUGAACUCAGGACCUUUGGAAGAGCAGGCAAUGCUCUUAACCACUGAGCCAUCUCUCCAGCCCGACCUUGAACUUUUGAUCUGCUUGCAUUCACAUGCCAGUUUAUGCAGAAUUGGGGAUUGAACUCCAGGACUUUGUACUCAGCAGGCAGGCACCCUACCAGCUGAACCACAUCCCAAGCUCCUGAGUUUAUCCAAACUUCUAAAGAACUAGUACUAAUGCUUCUCAAAUCAUAAAAGAAGACAAGAAUCAUUAUAUGUAGGAGUGCAUAGGUCUGUGUGGAUGUGACUACAUAGAGGAACAAGGGUGAGAUGGGAAGAAGAGCAAAAGCAUACUUGGAAAAAGUUACAGUGUUUUCUAGCACCUAUGUGCUGAUUGUUAAAACGUAGAAAACAACUGAAAAGGAGGAGACCCUUCCCAACUUAUUCUGUUCAGUCUGAAAUAUCUGUUACUAAAGUCUGACAACAUAACAACAAGAGAAAACUACAGAGCAGUAAUCCUACUGGGCAAAAAAGGGAAUAUCCUCAAGAACAUGCUUGCAAAUAAAAUUCAAGAGUUUAUCAGAAAGAUCAUACAUUAUGUUCAGGUUGGUUUCAUUCCAGGGAUACAAGAAUGUUUCAGAAUAUACAAAUCAGCUACAUAUUACAUAAUGUAUACAUAAUACCAUUGCAUAAAUUGAAUGAAUUAUAAAAAUCAUGAUUGCCUCAAUAGAUAGAGAAACAGUAGUGAUAACAUUUAUUCAUAGUAAAAUUCCUGGAUGUAUUAGGUAUAGAAAAAUUGUGCCUUAACAUAAUACAGCCUGUCUAUGACAGACAUUUAGGCAGCAUCCUACUGAAUGAGGAAAAAUGAAAACAUAUUCUCCCAGGUAAGAAUUGAAAUAUCCUGCUAUUGUGGUUAGUAUAGCUCUAGUGUGUCUUGAAAUUUUGUAUUGUCACAGUUUUUAUUUAGUAUAAUAUUAGAAAUUUUAACUAGAGCAAAUUUUAACUAGACCACUUUGGCAAGAGAAAGAAAGAAAAGCCAAAUUAUCACUCUUUAAAAAUGAUGUAAUUCUGCCAGUGUUGAAGGGACAGAGGCACUGCACUGUUCCUCUUAGGAGCAUGAGGAGGUCUCCUAGUCCUUUAAGGACCUUGACUCAAGACAAACUGAUUCCUGGCUUUGAUGCAGUAAAUAAGGAUUAAGUAUUAUGAAACAGGUGUGUAUUUUUAUUACUAAAUGUAGUUUAAUCUAGUCUUAAUGUAUGAGACAGACAAACUGAAGUGUGGCUAUGAACCUCCUAAGGAAAAAUUAUAAUUUUAUUAAUAUCAGUCAUGUGUAAUAUUCAAAGAGGAAACAAUGCAAAUAUCCAUCAAUGAUAAGUAAGCAAAAUGGAGUGCAUCCAUACAAGGCUAAUUAAUAGUGUCUGAGGUCUCUGCAGAGAGGGAAAUGGAAGAUAACUCCUAACAAUGAUAGGAUUUCUUUAAGUAUGAUGAUGAAAUGUUACAAAAUGUAUAGGUAUGGUAUUUAGUCAACUAUGAAUAUGCUAAAAAGUUUUGGUGUAUCAGUUACACACCCACAUCAGCCAGCCAUUCUACUGUUAGAAAUUUAUGCAAGAGAAAAGAAAAUGACCCUCCAUCUAUGGGUCUGUGGCUUCCGUAUCUGUAGAUUUAGUCAACAGCAGACCAGAAAUGUUUAGAAAAGCCAGGUGUGGUGGUGCACAUCUCUAGUCUCAACACUUGGGGGACUGAGUGGCAAGACUCAGUAUUAGAAGCCCAACUGAACAACAUGGUGAGAUCCAGGUACAGCUGGACUAUGGUUGAAACAUCUACCUCAAAAAAAAAAAAAAAUGGGUAGGUAGGUAAAAGGGUUCCUGUACUAACAUAUAUAGAGGGUAUUUUCCAAUGUACUAUUGUAUAUUUCAUAUAAAUAUUUGUUUGUGCAUGUAUAUAGCCACAUGUUUAUAAAAGCCAAAAGCUAGAAUUGAACCAAAUGGCCUACUAUUCAGCAACAAAAAGAAAUGCAUAUCAGAUCCAGGGAUAUUAAGUUGAAAUCAGAAGUGUUUAGAUUUCAGAUUUUGGAAUAUUUUCCUAUAUAGUAAAGUAUCUUGUGGAUAUGACCCAUCUAAGCAUGCAAUUUAUUAUUGUUUCUUACAUGCCUUAUGCCCAUGGUCUGAAGUCCUACACACCUCCAAGCAAUGAGUUCAAGAUCAGCAUGAAACUGGAAGCCCAGGACCCCAGGAACACCACAUCCACCUGUAUUGCCACAGUAGUUGGACUGACAGGUGCCCGACUGCGCCUGCGCCUUGAUGGCAGCGACAACAAGAAUGACUUCUGGAGACUGGUUGACUCCUCUGAGAUACAGCCAGUUGGAAACUGCGAGAAGAGUGGUGGCAUGCUGCAGCCCCCACUAGGAUUUCGACUGAAUGCCUCCUCUUGGCCCAUGUUCCUUUUGAAGACACUAAAUGGAGCAGAGAUGGCUCCCAUCAAGAUUUUCCAUAAGGAGCCACCAUCACCUUCCCACAACUUCUUCAAAAUGGGAAUGAAGUUAGAAGCUGUAGACAGAAAGAACCCUCAUUUCAUUUGCCCAGCCACUAUUGGAGAAGUUCGAGGCUCAGAGGUGCUUGUCACUUUUGAUGGGUGGCGAGGUGCAUUUGAUUAUUGGUGCCGCUUUGACUCCCGGGACAUCUUUCCUGUGGGCUGGUGUUCUUUGACUGGAGAUAAUCUGCAGCCACCUGGCACCAAAGUUGUGAUUCCAAAGAAUCCUUCCCCUGCAUCUGAUGUGAAUACUGAGAAGCCCAGCAUCCACAGCACCAAAACUGUCUUGGAGCAUCAACCAGGGCAGAGGGGGCGCAAACCAGGAAAGAAGCGGGGCCGAACACCCAAGAUCCUUAUUCCCCAUCCCACCUCUACUCCAUCCAAGUCAGCUGAACCUUUGAAAUUCCCAAAGAAGAGGGGUCCCAAACCUGGCAGUAAGAGGAAACCUCGGACUUUGCUGAGCCCACCACCCACCUCACCAACAACCAGCACUCCUGAACCGGAUACCAGCACUGUUCCCCAGGAUGCUGCCACCAUCCCCAGUUCAGCCAUGCAGGCCCCCACAGUUUGUAUCUACUUGAACAAGAGUGGCAGCACAGGCCCCCACUUGGAUAAGAAGAAGAUCCAACGACUUCCUGAUCAUUUCGGGCCAGCCCGUGCCUCCGUGGUGUUACAGCAGGCUGUCCAGGCUUGCAUUGACUGUGCUUAUCAUCAGAAAACCGUCUUCAGCUUCCUCAAACAGGGCCACGGCGGUGAGGUCAUCUCAGCCAUGUUUGACCGGGAACAGCACACUCUCAACCUCCCAGCAGUCAACAGCAUCACUUAUGUCCUCCGCUUCCUGGAGAAGCUCUGCCACAACCUUCGGAGUGACAAUCUGUUUGGCAACCAGCCCUUUACACAGACUCACUUACCACUCACUGCCACAGAGUACAGCCACAGCCACGACAGGUACCUACCAGGUGAAUCCUUUGCCCUGGGGAAUAGCCUGGCCCGGUCCUUGGAGACACACUCAGACUUGAUGGACACUGCCUUGAAGCCUGCCAGCCUCAUCGGCACUUCCCAGAACAUUCGAACUCCUGGUUAUCGGCCCUUGGCUCCCUCCUGUGGCCUCCCAUUGAGCACUGCCUCAGCUGUGCGCAGGCUCUGCUCCAGGGGAGUGUUGAAAGGAACAAAUGAAAGGAGGGACAUGGAAUCAUUUUGGAAACGAAGUCAUUCCCCAGGGUCAGAUCGGUAUCUGGAGAGCCGAGAUGCCCCUCGCCUGAGUGGCCGGGACCCUUCUUCAUGGUCAGUGGAGGAUGUGAUGCAGUUUGUCCGGGAAGCAGAUCCUCAGCUCGGACCCCAUGCUGACCUCUUCCGAAAACACGAGAUCGAUGGCAAGGCCCUGCUCCUGCUGCGCAGUGACAUGAUGAUGAAGUACAUGGGCCUGAAGCUGGGGCCCGCCCUCAAGCUCUCCUUUCACAUUGACCGGCUGAAGCAGGGCAAGUUCUGAACAGGAGGCAUUCUUCUCCCCGGAAGCCGCCAGCCAGCUCCCAGGCACCUCCAUAGGGCUCUGGGUGACCUCAGGACUCCAGGAGGCUGGAGAACCACCACUGCUGCCCCUCCUACCAUGAUGUGUCCUUCCAUGAAGGACUGAGGAGGGAAGAGUGUGGGCCCAGGGCUGGUGGUGCUCUUCCCCUUGGCCUGCUGUGGCUCCCAGGCCCCUCCUAUUUAUUUCUCAAGGCUUGCCAAGCCACUCCCCACAAGUUUAGACUGAGCACCUUGCAAAGAGAUGGAGGAAAAGGCCAACUCUAGGACCUUGAAAGGCCCCGACACCCAGGCCCCUCACCGCCUCCUGGACUUGGGAGAGGGUCCCAUGGCCCCCAGCUCAUGCCUUCUCACCAGAUCCCCAGACUCUGAACUUAUGGUGCAGACCUUUUUUUAAAAGCUCCUUUCUUGUUGCUAAUUUAUUGCUUCUGGCACUUGGACUUCAUGCUUUUCUUGCACCAGAGAUUUUUGGGAAGGAGACCACCCUCUGUGUUCCAGAGAGGGCCUCUCCAGAGAAGUAUGACCCUGUUCCAGAGGACACUGCCCUAGGGCUCUUUCUCUCUGGGAUGGACAGAGGCAUAUGGCUGACUGGGCAUGGAAAGGUGAGGGUCCCUCUUCCCACAUUAGGCCCUUUGUAGCCCCAGUCUCUCUCUCUCUCUCUCUCUCUCUCUCUCUCUCUCUGAUGUAUUUUCCCACCACCCUGCCCACAUGACAGCUCCCUGCCCUGUUCAGAAUUGCUGCAAAAGAUGGGGCCCAAUGCCUCUAGGCCAUGGCCCCAAGGUGGGACGGAGGACCUCCAGGCUGGAGGGGUUGCCCUCUGCUAGCUUCUGUGCUUCCUCCUAAGCAAGCCAGCAGCACUGCUGCCCCCACUGCCAUCUGAACUAUUUUAUGUCAGUUUGUUUAUAAAUAAAAACCAAUACAAAUGCCCA